AUGGCCCAGUUCACGCAGCAAUUCCUCAACAGCGUCCUCUCGCAGCGGGGGCCGGCGGCGCUGCCGUACGCGGAGGACAUGAAGUGGCACAUCCGCCAGCACCUGAUGCACCUCAUCGAGACCUACCCCUCCCUGCAGCCCAAGACCGCCGUCUUCACCCACAACGACGGCCGCACGGUCAACCUCCUCCAGGCAGACGGCACAGUCCCGAUGUCCUUCCAGGGCGUCACCUACAACAUCCCCGUCAUCAUCUGGCUCAUGGAGUCCUACCCCCGCCACGCGCCCCUGGUCUUCGUUAACCCCACCCGCGACAUGAUCAUCAAGCGGCCCCACCCCUUCGUCUCCCCCAACGGCGUCGUCUCGAUCCCGUACAUACACGCCUGGGUCUUCCCGGCGUCUAAUUUGGUUGAGUUGGCGAGGAAUCUGAGCCACUUUUUUGCCCGGGAUCCGCCGCUUUAUUCCCAGCGCAAGCCAUCAAACCCUAGCCCCAAUCCUACCCCCAAUUUGAAUCCGUCUUUCAGCAGUUUGAAUUCGUCUGUGGGGUCCGCCACGCCUCGGCCGGUCACACCACCGAGGGAUUAUCCGCCAACACCAACUCCACCGCCUCCUUACGGAAGUGGAAGAAUCAUGGAGGAUCCUGCCGAGGUUUUCAAGAAAAAUGCUAUAAACAAGCUCGUGGAGAAUUUGAACGGUGAUAUUUGGGAGAUGAGGAAGGCCAGAGAGGGUGAGAUGGAAGGUUUUUUUGGGGCUCAGGCUGUGCUUAGAAAGCGAGAAGAGGAUUUGAGAAAAGGGCUGAAGGAAAUGCAAGAUGAAAAGGAAGCACUCGAGCAGCAGCUGCAGAUGGUGUUGAUGAACACCGACAUUAUGGAAGGAUGGUUGAGAGAGAAUGAAGGUAAAACGGGGAGUGGCGAUGUGGAUGUGGACGAGGCAUUCCAGCCGUGUGAUGCCCUCUCGAAGCAGAUGCUGGAUUGCACGGCAUCGGAUUUGGCAGUAGAGGACGCUGUAUACGCAUUGGACAAGGCCGUUCAAGAAGGGGCUAUACCUUUUGAUCAGUACUUGAGGAACGUGAGGCUUUUGUCGCGUGAACAGUUUUUCCACCGAGCCACGGCCUCGAAAGUGAGGGCCAUUCAGAUGCAAGCUCAGGUUGCUAGUAUGGCUUCCAGGGCUACACCACAGUACUCAUUUAGUUGA
Molecule: messenger RNA, 1191 nt
Organism: Striga hermonthica
Lineage: Eukaryota; Viridiplantae; Streptophyta; Magnoliopsida; Lamiales; Orobanchaceae
Source: the annotation of a GenBank genome assembly